Molecule: messenger RNA, 1200 nt
Organism: Andrographis paniculata
Lineage: Eukaryota; Viridiplantae; Streptophyta; Magnoliopsida; Lamiales; Acanthaceae
Exons: 1
Coding region: 163-936 (257 amino acids)
Source: RefSeq, a predicted model, not a curated record
UUAUGCGCUGAAAAGUUUAACAAGAUGGAGGGAUUGCUAUUGGCUGCCUUCAAUGGCGGCGCAGGGUUGAAGUUGAACACACCUGUUAGAGACUGCAAUUACUUUACCAGACCAGACAAGCCCAGAAUCAUAUUCUAAAUCUGCAUUUGGCCAGUCAUCGACAUGGCUUCAAGGUUUUCUCGCAAGUUUGGAUUCAAUUUCCUCAAUCCAGCGCUUUACCCUCUUCGAAAUCCCUCGCACAGAACCAUUGAUUCCUCUCUCACCAAAAUUGUGAUCCUAAAUCAAGUCGAUCCUCCGACGUUUCUCUUCAAAGCAGCAGCCGGAAUCCACCCGCUGUUCGACCGUCGCCAAGUUUCGCUUCAUUGGAUCGCUAAUUUGAACUCGUUUCAAAACCCUAAUGGCGGAAUCAGAUUCCUAUCCACCUCAAAUCCGCCUCCCUCUCCAUCCGGCGACGAAGUCCCCAAAACUCCAGGCGAUAAUCCGAGCCAGAAUCACGAAUUUAAGCACCAGGAAAUCACCGGACCAACCGUGGAGCGUGAUUUAUCAGCUCUAGCGAACGAGACUCGCGAAGUUCUUGAGGCGAUGAUGAAGUCCGUUUAUAGUUUGAGCAAGGUUUUGGCUGGUUUAGGGCUCGUGCAUCUUAGCUUGGGCGCAUGGAUAUCUUACUCCACGCGGAAUUUGCCUCUUCCGGAGGCGUCAAUUCAGAGCUUGCUGGCGUUUGGGCUGCCAUUCUCGGUUGCAUUCAUGCUCAGGCGGAUGUUGAAGCCGAUGUACUUUUUUAAGAAAAUGGAGGAGCAGGGGAGGCUGCAGAUUUUGACGCUGACUCUUCAGGUAGCUAAGAAUUUGCGUACGUUUUUCGUUCGUGUUCAGGGCGUUUCUUAUCUUUGCAUUGCUGGUGCGUCAGUUGGUUUGAUCUUUGUUGUGGCGUCGAGAUGAUUGAUGUUUGAUCAAUUUUGUUGGUGGCUUAGUAAUAAGGUUAUGAAAUGAUGAUGAUGAUGAUGAUGAUGAUGAUGUUAUGGAUUUGGAAGAAAGAUUAUUGGUUUCUUGCAUCUUGUUUUGUGCUGUUUUCGAUUGCCAUUCAUAUUUAGAAUUGAAAUUUUGUUUCGAUGCAUUUUGUAUUGAUCGAAGAUAUAGCAAAUAUGGAGCAUUUCUAAUUGCAUUUUGUUGUGGAUUCCGAAUAAAGAUUAUUUGUUUCUUGCA